AUGACUAUCUCUAACGGUAGACACCAGACGACGUAUGCCGACACACAACAGGAUGACUCUGUCAAUUCAUUCUCUCUUCCGUCACUGCCUCUGAUCAUCAUUCGCAACAUUGUGUCAAGAGCAUGGAGAUCACAUCUCGUUAGACUAAGCUGUGAACACUACUACUACGAUUGGAACCUCUCACUGGCACUUGUCUCCAAAGACAUGUUCAAAUUUGUCUCCACUUGCCUGUUCACAGAGGUCUACUCGACCAAAGACACAUGGGUGCCAUUUGACAUGGGACAACACAUUGCCAAUCCUUUCUGUGUGAUCAAGUCACCAAGCAAGCUCAUCGUUGAUAAACAUAUCUUUAAAGAUCCGUGCGAGUCAAGUGGCACCGCCAGCACACAGACUUUCUUUGGAGGCAUCACCAAUCUCAUUGUCAUUGGCCGAAUAGAUCUCAACCAAUUGGUCCUGUUUCCAUCUCUGACCAACCUGAGGUUGGAGCAAAAAGGUACAAGUAGAACUUGGGAUUCAAAUAAUGUUUGGGUGUUUCGAGAGUUGCCACAGCUCUCACUCCAGAAUCUAAAGAGGUUGCGCAUUAAGAGCUGCAACCCACAGGUUGUCUCCAACCUCCCAGACGGCCUUCAUCUCUCUGUCGACCAAAUAGGUAGUUCCAACGCCCAACACAUCAAUCUCAAUCCAAACGUCAUCUUCCAAACAAGCAAUAUGGAGCUAAUGCCACAGAUGAUCUCCAAGUUGAUUCUGAAUUAUCAUGGUCCCAUUCCGAUUGAAACUCUCCAAUCAAUGCCCAAACUCAAGCAUUUGGUAGUUUCUCUUGGAUGGAGUAUUAUGCCGAUCCAGGAAGCGGUGAACAUCAUUAAUGCCUGCCCCAACUUCGAGGCAUUUGCUCUGUGGUCAAGCCCGAACCCACAGUCAACGAAAAUCGCAGACCUUGUCGUUGGCAUACUUGAGCGAACCAGAAUCGGAUCCAUCAAGCUGGUAUUCAUAAUCAAUCAUGACUUGGAGGUAUAUGAAUCUUUGAUGGCAACACUUCCAUUGACUAUCCAGGUUGUUGGGAUCAAGAGAUCAAGACAAAAGAUCCCCGUCCAUUACAAUCACCAAGUAUUCAAGUUCUUCCUUCGAUACAAACCCAUCACGGAGAUAGUCAAACUAAGUUAA
Acytostelium subglobosum LB1 is the source of this 1161-nucleotide messenger RNA. RefSeq lists its product as hypothetical. The coding region runs from base 1 to 1161 and encodes 386 amino acids. The record is from RefSeq and is a predicted model, not a curated record. Lineage: Eukaryota; Evosea; Eumycetozoa; Acytosteliales; Acytosteliaceae. The transcript has a single exon.